CAUAGUCCGUGUUUGAACAAUAAUUCAAGGCUUGUAUGACUUCAAUUUUCUAUCACUAUUUUCAAAUUGCCGGAAAGUCGCUAAGUUCAAAUGCACUAUCGUCACAAACUUUAGAAAAUAUUCUUUUCUCUCGCCUCGUUCUAGUGAACUUACAAGUGAAGGUCGCGUAUGAUUUCAUUCCAUCACAGUUAUUGUCAUUGUUCUUAACACUGUCAUUUAUCUACAACCUUACUACUAGCUCAGUCAUCAAUGGAGACGUAGGAGAACUUCUACCUUUUACAGAUCCAUUCCUUCAUCAUCUUACUUCUUCGACCAGUUCAAAAAAAAGGAAGUGACUGUGCUUUGAUCGUACAUCGACGCCGAUAUGACUUGGGAGAAAAAGUGGUGGUUAUCGCUUGCUGAGGGAGAGCUGUAUCGGAAGAGCAGUCAUUUGUAGACGCUCUUCCACACGAUAAAACACGCAAUGUGUUACUGAUGGGGAGCUUAGAUUCACUGCCGCGGGAUAUUGAAUUUUUCAAGUCUGCCUUCUAGGAGAUUUGUGAUGAGUCUCUCCCAGUAUAUAAGUCGAC
This is a messenger RNA of Cadophora gregata, 569 nucleotides long. RefSeq lists its product as uncharacterized. Bases 36 to 335 code for a protein of 99 amino acids. The transcript has a single exon. NCBI's taxonomy places the organism in Eukaryota, Fungi, Ascomycota, Leotiomycetes, Helotiales, Ploettnerulaceae. The record is from RefSeq and is a predicted model, not a curated record.